UCAAACAUCGAUAACGCCUUGAUUGUUGUGAGGAUGUCAGACUGCAAGCAGAUCGCCUCUCAGAAGAGCGCUAAAAUCGCAGCAGGAGCAGUGGUGUGUGUGGAGAGCGAGAUCAGAGGAGAUGUGACCAUCGGAGCCCGGACCGUGGUGCACCCCAAAGCCCGGAUAAUCGCAGAGGCGGGGCCCAUCAUCAUCGGGGAGGGGAACCUGAUCGAGGAGCAGGCGCUCAUCAUCAACAGUUACCCGGAAAACCAGCUGCCGGACUCUGAGGGCGCGGAGCAGAAAACCAUGACCAUCGGGACCAACAAUGUGUUUGAAGUGGGAUGUGUGUCUCAGGCCCUGAACAUCGGAGACAACAACGUGAUCGAGUCAAAGGCUGACCUGGGCAGGAGGGUGGUGCUGAGCAGCGGCUGCAUCGUGGGCGCCUGCUGCCAGCUCAACACCUGCGAGGUGGUGCCGGAGAACACGGUGGUGUACGGCUGCGGCACCAACCGCCGCCUGCAGAGCGAGAAGCCUCAGCCUCAGACUCUGCAGCUGGACUUCCUGAUGAAGAUCCUGCCAAACUACCACCACCUGAAGAAGACUGUGAGAGGAAACAGCACCACCCCUGUGAGGAACUGACUCCCCCUUCUUUACAUCCACAUGUGAGGAUCUCACACCACCUUCUUUACCUCCACCUGUGAACUCCACCUUCUUUACCUCCACCUGUGAACUCCACCUGUGAACUCCACCUCCUUUACCUCCACCCGUGAGAAUCAUUUUUCAGGAGUUUCUGCUUUUUCACUUCUUUUAUCAGAUAGUCUGAUCUAUUUUAGACCUGACAUUGUAAAUCUCCUUGUUAAUUAAUUACAUUUAAAUGUCUUUAUAAUUGUUCUGGUAAAGAUUGCAAUAAAUAUUAU
This is a messenger RNA of Trematomus bernacchii (emerald rockcod), 899 nucleotides long. Its product is annotated as dynactin subunit 6-like. The record is from RefSeq and is a predicted model, not a curated record. Gene Ontology annotation, molecular function: dynein complex binding. Gene Ontology annotation, cellular component: dynactin complex. Lineage: Eukaryota; Metazoa; Chordata; Actinopteri; Perciformes; Nototheniidae. The transcript has 7 exons. The coding region runs from base 34 to 621 and encodes 195 amino acids. Gene Ontology annotation, biological process: mitotic spindle organization.